CCAACCUGACACAAUCAUAUCUAUAUUAAAGUAGUUAAUAGUAAGUAUCAUACAGCUAUUUGAACCAGUUUUUGUAAGUGCAAAACCAAAGGCCGGGCAGAGUUGCUGUCAGUAUCACUCUGUCACUGCAGAGUUAUAGAUCAGAAGCUCAGAGCUUCAUUCUCACUUUGCCUUUCCAAACAUUUCCAGCAUUCUAAAGCUCUCUUUUCAAAUUUCCCUCCACAUAUCAGACAUGGAAACUCACUUGGUUUCCAAGCUCUUAACUCUGUUCUUGAUGACCUUGUUUAUGAGUUCUGAGCUGAUCCAGUGCACCACCGUCACCUACGAUAAGAAGGCCAUUAUCAUCAAUGGCCAGAGAAGAUUACUCAUUUCUGGCUCAAUUCACUAUCCCAGAAGCACCCCUGAAAUGUGGGAAGGUCUUAUACAGAAAGCCAAAGAUGGAGGCUUGGAUGUCAUUGACACCUACGUUUUCUGGAAUGGUCAUGAACCUUCUCCUGGCAAUUACAAUUUUGAGGGAAGAUACGAUCUCGUACGGUUCAUAAAGACAGUACAGAAAGCAGGGCUCUACCUUCAUCUGCGCAUUGGACCUUAUGUUUGUGCAGAGUGGAAUUUUGGAGGAUUUCCGGUUUGGCUGAAAUAUGUCCCUGGUAUCAGCUUCAGAACAGAUAAUGGGCCAUUCAAGAUGGCAAUGCAAGGGUUCACCCAGAAAAUUGUCCAGAUGAUGAAAAAUGAAAAGCUAUUUGCAUCACAAGGUGGUCCCAUCAUCCUUUCCCAGAUAGAGAAUGAGUAUGGGCCAGAGAGCAAGGCACUUGGAGCUGCUGGUCAUGCCUACAUUAAUUGGGCUGCCAAAAUGGCUGUUGCAUUGGAUACAGGAGUUCCAUGGGUGAUGUGCAAGGAAGAUGAUGCCCCAGACCCUAUGAUAAAUGCAUGUAAUGGUUUUUACUGCGAUGGCUUCUCUCCCAACAAACCCUACAAGCCUACCAUGUGGACCGAGGCUUGGAGCGGCUGGUUUACAGAGUUUGGCGGCACAAUUCACCAUCGACCUGUUCAAGAUUUGGCAUUUUCAGUUGCUCGCUUCAUACAGAAGGGUGGCUCAUAUAUUAACUACUACAUGUAUCAUGGAGGAACCAACUUUGGACGCACUGCUGGAGGCCCAUUCAUUACAACCAGUUAUGACUAUGAUGCUCCCAUUGAUGAAUAUGGUUUGAUCAGACAACCUAAAUAUGGUCAUCUGAAGGAGCUCCAUAAGGCGAUCAAGCUUUGUGAACAUGCUUUAGUUUCUUCAGAUCCUACUGUUACUUCAUUAGGAGCCUAUCAGCAGGCUUAUGUAUUCAAUUCAGGACCAAGAAGAUGUGCAGCUUUUCUCUCAAACUUCCAUUCAACAGGAGCAAGGGUGACUUUUAAUAACAUGCACUAUGAUUUGCCUGCUUGGUCAAUUAGCAUCCUUCCUGAUUGCAGAAAUGUAGUAUUUAACACUGCAAAGGUGGGAGUUCAAACUUCACGGGUGCAGAUGAUCCCAACAAAUAGUCGGUUGUUUUCAUGGCAGACUUAUGAUGAAGAUGUUUCUUCUCUACAUGAGAGAUCAAGCAUAGCAGCUGGUGGACUUCUAGAGCAGAUAAAUGUCACUAGAGAUACUAGUGACUAUCUGUGGUACAUGACCAAUGUUGACAUCAGUUCAUCAGAGCUCCGUGGAGGGAAAAAGCCUACUCUCACUGUGCAGUCAGCAGGUCAUGCCCUCCAUGUUUUCGUCAACGGACAGUUUUCAGGGUCAGCCUUCGGAACUAGGGAGCAUAGGCAAUUCACAUUUGCUAAAACAGUCCACCUCCGUGCCGGAAUAAAUAAAAUUGCACUACUCAGCAUAGCUGUUGGAUUACCGAAUGUUGGGUUGCACUAUGAGUCAUGGAAAACAGGAAUCCUGGGUCCAGUUUUUCUGGAUGGUCUUGGCCAGGGAAGGAAAGACUUAACAAUGCAGAAGUGGUUCAACAAGGUUGGCCUUAAAGGAGAAGCAAUGGAUUUGGUCUCUCCAAAUGGAGGGUCAUCGGUUGAUUGGAUCCGAGGCUCGCUAGCUACCCAAACCAAACAGACGUUGAAAUGGUAUAAGGCUUAUUUUAAUGCACCUGGAGGAGAUGAGCCAUUGGCUUUGGACAUGCGGAGCAUGGGCAAGGGUCAAGUAUGGAUCAACGGCCAGAGCAUAGGCAGAUACUGGAUGGCUUAUGCCAAUGGUGACUGCAGUUUGUGCAGCUACAUUGGGACGUUCCGGCCGACGAAGUGUCAACUUGGCUGUGGCCAACCAACUCAACGAUGGUACCAUGUUCCUCGGUCCUGGUUAAAGCCAACACAAAAUCUGGUGGUAGUGUUUGAGGAACUCGGUGGGGACCCAUCAAAGAUAACCCUGGUGAAGAGAUCAGUGGCAGGUGUUUGUGCUGAUUUACAAGAACACCACCCAAACGCUGAAAAAUUCGAUAUUGACAGCCAUGAAGAAUCGAAAAUGCUUCACCAGGCCCAGGUUCAUCUGCAGUGUGUGCCAGGGCAGUCUAUCUCGAGCAUUAAGUUUGCAAGUUUUGGAACUCCUACUGGAACUUGCGGGAGUUUCCAGCAAGGAACGUGUCAUGCGACCAACUCUCAUGCCAUUGUAGAGAAGAAUUGUAUUGGCCGUGAGAGUUGCUUAGUUACUGUAUCGAAUAGCAUAUUUGGGACAGAUCCAUGCCCGAAUGUACUCAAGCGGCUAUCAGUUGAAGCUGUUUGUUCAACAGGAAUUGCUACCAAUCAACCCGAUUCGAGGAGAUGAAGACGUUGUAAAAGGAGGCGCAUCAAGCAAAGCUAUGAAGCAAAGAAUCAAGACAAAGCGAGGCAUACUUACAGAUGAAGAUCUACAUUGAAUUGGCCAAUCUCUAUCUAUCAGAAUAGAGUCCUUGGAUUCACAUUGUGUUUGUGUAUAGUUAGUUUGUUAAGUAAAGGCAAGUGCUUUUGCCUCAAGUAAGCUUUUAAAGCAUAGUUUGUUAAGUAAAGGCAAGUGCUUUUGCCUCGAGGUUUGAUUAGAUUGGCUCCGGUUUUGACUGUCAUUCCAAAAUAAACUUAAUGCAAAAUCUUAUUGUUUUCAA
Messenger RNA from Prunus dulcis (almond), 3101 nucleotides. Its product is annotated as beta-galactosidase 5-like. Bases 233 to 2788 code for a protein of 851 amino acids. Gene Ontology annotation, biological process: carbohydrate metabolic process. The record is from RefSeq and is a predicted model, not a curated record. Gene Ontology annotation, molecular function: beta-galactosidase activity; carbohydrate binding. Lineage: Eukaryota; Viridiplantae; Streptophyta; Magnoliopsida; Rosales; Rosaceae. The transcript is spliced from 19 exons. Gene Ontology annotation, cellular component: vacuole; cell wall.